AUGGUUGCCACUGUUGCUAGCAAACAAGAAUUCACCGAGGCUUUGACCCACGACGGUUUGGUUGUUGUCGACUUCUUUGCCACAUGGUGUGGUCCUUGUAAGAUGAUUGCUCCAUUGUUGGAGAAAUUCUCCAAGGAAUACACUACCGCCAAGUUCAUCAAGGUUGAUGUCGAUGAACUCGGAGAAAUUGCCCAAGAAUACGAAGUUUCUUCGAUGCCAACUAUCAUCUUCUUCAAGGGUGGUAAGAUCGUUACCAAGGUUAUUGGUGCUAACCCAGCUGCCUUGAAGCAAGCCAUUGCUGCCAACGCUUAA
Molecule: messenger RNA, 312 nt
Organism: Scheffersomyces stipitis CBS 6054
Lineage: Eukaryota; Fungi; Ascomycota; Pichiomycetes; Serinales; Debaryomycetaceae
Gene: TRX1
Product: thioredoxin
Exons: 1
Coding region: 1-312 (103 amino acids)
Molecular function (GO): protein-disulfide reductase activity
Source: RefSeq, a predicted model, not a curated record